This is a messenger RNA of Abrus precatorius (Indian licorice), 1241 nucleotides long. Its product is annotated as fructose-bisphosphate aldolase 6, cytosolic-like. Gene Ontology annotation, biological process: fructose 1,6-bisphosphate metabolic process; glycolytic process. The record is from RefSeq and is a predicted model, not a curated record. The transcript has 3 exons. Gene Ontology annotation, molecular function: fructose-bisphosphate aldolase activity. Lineage: Eukaryota; Viridiplantae; Streptophyta; Magnoliopsida; Fabales; Fabaceae. Bases 68 to 1144 code for a protein of 358 amino acids. Gene Ontology annotation, cellular component: cytosol.
UUCUCCGCUUUCGAAACAACACACACAAACAAGGCCUUCUUUUUCCUUCGUGAUCUCACAAGCCACCAUGUCUUCCUUCAAGAGCAAGUACCAAGAUGAGCUGAUUGCCAAUGCUGCAUAUAUUGGGACCCCUGGAAAGGGUAUCCUUGCUGCUGAUGAGUCAACGGGUACAAUUGGGAAGCGUCUAGCCAGCAUCAAUGUGGAGAAUGUUGAAACAAACAGACGCAUUCUUCGUGAGCUCCUAUUCACUGCUCCUGGUUGUCUUCAAUUCCUCAGUGGUGUCAUCUUGUUUGAGGAAACCCUCUACCAAAAAACUGCUGCAGGAGUACCUUUUGUGGACGUGCUAAAGAAAGGUGGUGUUCUUCCGGGCAUAAAGGUUGACAAGGGCACCAUCGAGCUGGCUGGAACAAACGGGGAAACCACAACACAGGGUUUGGAUGAUCUUGGACAGCGCUGCAAGAAGUACUACGAAGCAGGUGCACGUUUUGCCAAAUGGCGUGCAGUCUUAAAGAUUGGUGCAAACGAGCCAUCUCCACUGGCCAUUCACGAAAACGCAAACGGUUUAGCACGUUACGCUGCAAUAUGCCAAGAAAACGGCUUAGUCCCCAUUGUGGAGCCUGAAAUUCUCUCAGAUGGAUCUCAUGACAUAAACAAGUGUGCUGAUGUAACCGAGCGUGUUCUUGCGGCAUGCUACAAGGCCUUGAAUGACCAUCAUGUUCUUCUUGAGGGUACCCUUUUGAAGCCCAACAUGGUGACACCUGGUGCUGACUCAGCAAGGGUUGGCCCAGAGGUCAUUGCUGAACACACUGUUAGGGCUUUGUUGAGAACCGUUCCUCCUGCUGUUCCUGCUAUAGUGUUCUUGUCUGGUGGGCAAAGUGAGGAGGAAGCAACGGUUAAUCUUAAUGCUAUGAACAAGCUUAAUGGGAAGAAGCCUUGGUCUCUUACUUUCUCUUAUGGAAGGGCACUUCAACAGAGCACUAUCAAGGCCUGGGCUGGGAAGAAUGAGAAUAUUCCAAAGGCUCAAGCUGCGUUGCUCACUAGGUGCAAGGCUAACUCAGAAGCUACUCUUGGGACUUACAAAGGUGAUGCUAAACUUGGUGAGGGUGCCUCUGAGUCUCUCCAUGUUAAGGAUUACAAGUACUGAGAAGCUUUUAUUAACUUGUUUUGGAGUCGUUCAUUUGCACUUUGGCAUUGAGGCUAUGGUGCUCUUUUGUUAGUUUGUUUAUUUAUUUAGUCAUUGG